AUGAGCGGGCGGUUUCUCGGAUACGACGAGGAGGAGGACGAGUUUGAUGCCGAGACGUAUGGGAUCUGGAUUGCUGAGCGCGGAGCGGCCAUUCUCCUGGUGGCGCUGGCCCAUCUGCUGGCCAUUCCCAUCUACCUCUCGUGGCGGUGCUGCUGCAAGCCGCUGCUGCGCAAGUGCUGCUGCUGCUGCCGAUCAUGCUUUGAGGAGAAGACCGAUAAGAGCGGCAAGACGGUGUUCUCGGCCAUCUCGGUCCGGUCGCUCAAGCUCCUCCUCAUAGUCAUCGUUGCCAUGGUCGUCGCCGUCUUUAUCGCCGGCACCUCGGGCAAUGCCGUAACCCAGAAGGGCUUUGGCAACACCUCAGACAACCUCAUCAAGCACGGCCAGCAGCUGGUGGAUGAUGUGGAAGUCGCCAUUCAACGGCUACUUGCCCAGGCGCGGACGUCGGAUGAAGGAAGCCGCAUGGAGCCUGCGACCGAGGCCGGUAACGACGCGCUCGACACUAUCCGCAACAUCGACAACUCGUUUGACACCUUCCGCCAGUACCACUCGCUCGCUGUCUACGUGCUCUUUGCCGCGCCGGCGGCAUUUUUCGGCCUGGGCGUCUUGCUGGGCUUCUUCAACUUUACCUGCUGCCAGCUUCUCAUUGUCAUCGCCAUGUGGAACCUGCUCCUGCUGUUUGUCGUCAUCAUUGCAGUCUCGCUCCACUCGAUGCUCUGGCUGGUGACUAACGAUUUUUGCGCCGAGGUCGACCUCUUUGUCGACGGCUCGUCGACGACCAAGUCCCGCGAGCUGUUCGAAAAGGCGCUCAACUGCGUCAAUGGCUCGGAUCCCGAGGCAACCGCCGACGGCACCGGCUUUGGCGCCCUCAACAACGUCAUCCAGGACGCGCUGACCGAAGCCCGAGAUGCAGCAUGCAAUGCUGCAGACUCGCUGUAUCAUCGUGACGACGACGACGUCAUCGCCGGCGCCGACCCCAUUACCUUUGAGGUGUGCGCCACAGAGUGCACUGUCAACUCGGAGAAGGCGCUCGCCGAGGGCCUCAUGAACGGAAUCGCCGAAAUCGCCACCUAUAACGACAUCAAGACCGUCAACCUCGAUCCCAUUCUCGAGUGCCGGUUUGUCGACCAGAUUGUUGGCGACUUUCGCUCUGACCUCUGCCGUACCGCCGUCCCGGGCCUCUACACCGUCACGCUCAUGCUUGCAGUUAUCGUCAUCCUCAUCGACGUUGGCCUCGUCUUCCUCUGCCGCGGCCAGCGCCGCUUCGGCAACAUUGGCGAAGCUGCUCCGGACUCGGCCUACGGUGACUACUACUACGAGUACGACGAGUCGAAAAUCUAUGAGUACGAGUACGGUUCGUCUUACGAUGAGCUGUAG
This is a messenger RNA of Thecamonas trahens ATCC 50062, 1374 nucleotides long. RefSeq lists its product as uncharacterized. The record is from RefSeq and is a predicted model, not a curated record. The transcript is spliced from 2 exons. Lineage: Eukaryota; Apusomonadida; Apusomonadidae. Bases 1 to 1374 code for a protein of 457 amino acids.